AUGAAUCGUAUCCGCCAAUGGGCUUCUACUCCUUCACCGGAGUAUGAGCCAAUCGAGCAUCCAGCCGACGCCAAUAACGAGGAUCAGCAGUCUAUUUCCUCGCAAAAUCAACCGGUUCCAGGCUUCUCCAGGUUUGAAUAUGGAGUCUUCCUUCUCCUGGGAGUGUCUAUGCUGUGGGCCUGGAACAUGUUCCUUGCUGCUGCGCCAUAUUUCCAUCGCCGUUUCGAAUCAAAUGACUGGGCCGCUACCCACUACCAAUCCUCCAUUCUGACCGUGUCGACAAUAACUAAUCUCGGCUCGGUAUUUAUCCUUGCGAGGCUACAGAAGGGGGCGUCAUACCCGAAACGAAUCAACAUUUCAAUACUCAUCAAUAUCGCCGUUUUCACCCUGCUCGCUUUCUCGACAGUCAUCGCGAAGCAUGUCUCCGUUAGCACGUAUUUCGGCUUCCUGUUGGUCAUGGUAUUCGGGGCCAGCCUAGCCACGGGGAUCAACCAAAACGGUGUCUUUGCUUACGUCUCCGGGUUCGGAAGAGAGGAAUACACCCAGGCCAUUAUGGCCGGCCAAGGCGUUGCAGGAGUCCUACCCUGCAUUGUCCAGAUUCUCUCUGUCCUGGCCGUGCCCGAGAAAAAGGGAGACGACCAGCCGGAAAUACCCCAGGAAUCAUCCAAGUCAGCAUUCUUUUAUUUCAUCACCUCUGCUGCGGUCUCCUUUUCAGCCCUGGUCGCCUUCCUUGCUCUCGCCAAACGCCGAUCCCACCACUACCCAGCUCCCGACCUAUUCGCCGACCAAGCAGAUGACUGUACUUCCGACCACUCCCCCAGCAAAACCAUCAGCCUGUGGGUUCUCUUCAAGAAACUCCGUCUCAUGGCCCUUGCCGUCUUCCUCUGUUUUGCCAUCACCAUGAUAUUCCCCGUGUUCACCGCCGAGAUCGAAUCUGUUCAUGAUCCAUCCGACCGCUCUCGCAUGUUCGAGCCGCCUGUCUUUGUGCCCCUGGCGUUCUUCUUUUGGAACGUCGGCGACCUGAUCGGUCGAAUAUCAGUUAUCAUCCCCCAACUUUCAUUAGCCCAUCGUCCGUUGGCGCUAUUCCUGCUUGCUAUCGGUCGUGUCGUCUUCAUCCCUCUCUAUCUCGUAUGCAAUAUCCGCGGGCGGGGAGCUGCGGUGGAAAGCGACUUCUUCUACCUCUUUAUCGUACAGCUCCUGUUUGGCGUCUCAAAUGGAUACCUCGGUAGUAGCUGUAUGAUGGGCGCCGGCCACUGGGUAUCGGAGGAUGAACGGGAACCUACCGGUGGAUUUAUGGGUUUGAUGCUCGUCGGUGGACUGACUGCAGGAAGCCUCCUCAGCUUCUUUGUUUCUAGUGCUUGA
Molecule: messenger RNA, 1362 nt
Organism: Aspergillus tanneri
Lineage: Eukaryota; Fungi; Ascomycota; Eurotiomycetes; Eurotiales; Aspergillaceae
Product: nucleoside transmembrane transporter FUN26
Exons: 2
Coding region: 1-1362 (453 amino acids)
Biological process (GO): nucleoside transmembrane transport
Cellular component (GO): plasma membrane; fungal-type vacuole membrane
Molecular function (GO): nicotinamide riboside transmembrane transporter activity; nucleobase transmembrane transporter activity
Source: RefSeq, a predicted model, not a curated record